CGACUGAAGUCAUAACUUCAUGACCUUUGAUCACAUGGUUUUUGUAAAGUUCAUGCAGUCGUCAUCUGUAGUCGGAAAUCGGAAAUGUUUUAUUCCCACAAUGCAACACACACACAAGGCGUUGACCUGACAAAAGUGAUCUGCUCGACGCGCCCUGUGUUUCACCCGCUGUUUCACUGACUGACGAGGCUCCACACUUGUGUUUAGGGACCCGUCAGCCAAGGCUACUCAUCUUCCAGGGGUCAGAAAUGGAGACUUUUAAUUAUAAACUAAACAUGUACAUAGACUCAUGGAUGGGUCCCAGAGAUGAGCGGGUACAGGGAUGGCUGCUUCUGGACAACUACCCUCCAACCUUUGCACUAACAGUCAUGUACCUGCUGAUCGUAUGGAUGGGGCCCAAGUACAUGAGACACAGACAGCCGGUGUCUUGCCGGGGUCUCCUCUUGGUCUACAAUCUGGGCCUCACGAUCUUGUCCUUCUAUAUGUUCUAUGAGAUGGUGUCUGCUGUGUGGCACGGGGAUUAUAACUUAUUUUGCCAAGACACACACAGUGCAGGAGAAACCGAUACCAAGAUCAUAAAUGUGCUGUGGUGGUACUACUUCUCCAAGCUCAUAGAGUUUAUGGAUACCUUCUUCUUCAUCCUACGGAAGAACAACCAUCAGAUCACGUUUCUGCACAUCUACCACCAUGCUAGCAUGCUCAACAUCUGGUGGUUCGUCAUGAACUGGGUGCCCUGUGGUCACUCCUACUUUGGUGCCUCCCUGAACAGCUUCAUCCAUGUCCUGAUGUACUCUUACUAUGGGCUCUCUGCUGUCCCGGCCUUGCGGCCCUAUCUAUGGUGGAAGAAAUACAUCACACAAGUACAGCUGAUUCAGUUCUUUUUGACCAUGUCCCAGACGAUAUUUGCAGUCAUUUGGCCAUGUGAUUUCCCCAGAGGGUGGCUGUAUUUCCAGAUAUUCUAUGUCGUCACACUUAUUGCCCUUUUCUCAAACUUCUACAUUCAGACUUACAAGAAACACCUUGUUUCACAAAAGAAGGAGUAUCAUCAGAAUGGCUCUGUUGCUUCAUUGAAUGGCCAUGUGAAUGGGGUGACACCCACGGAAACCAUUACACAUAGGAAAGUGAGGGGGGACUGAAUCUUGAAUACUGUUACAAUCCUAACUGUAGGACAUAUCUACUGUAUGUAAUGUCGCUAGGAGAGAAGGGAUAAUACAUUUCUUCAUGAGGAUUACUAAUGAAGAAAUGUAUUAGAAGAGUCUAAGCUAGUUAAUUCACAAAAGACAAGGCGUGUUUAUCUGAAAGAGAUUCCUAACAUUUUGCACACCGCAACCUGUUAUUAUUCAUAUUGAAUCAAAGUUCAUUAGAGUUUCUAAACAAGCAUAGCAUAGGGAGUAAACUACAGCACAGUAACCCCAGAGACCCACUUCAUUUUAAUGCUGCACGAGAUGUUCAACUUUGUCUGUCUUCAGUGUGGUGGGGACAAAGCUUUAAUCAACCUUGACCCAUACAGAAAUAAUAACUUAUUUUCUAUGUUUUAAUUCACAACAUAUGCACUUGUCUACAUGCUUGUCCAUGAGGGAAAAAAAUAUAUUUUGGGGAUUCUGUUUUGUAAAAGGUACUAUAUCUGUUUUUUUUCUCUCAAUAUAUUUUCUGUCACUAUAUUUUAUUUGACCACAAGGUCAUACAAUCAUUUAUAAGUAUGCAAAAUAGUUGCUUCAAAAAAAUGCAUUAAAAUACACAAGCUGUACAAUAUCAACAUAAAUAAUUAGAUACUGAUUUGUGUUCCAAAAUGGCUUUGCAUACAAGAAAGGAAAGAUAAAAAAACAAACAGGAUUGUCACUCAUGGCUGAGCAUUAUUACCUAACAUACCAGUAAUAGAUAGUGAUCUUUUUCUUUUUUACACUGUGUCCGUAUCAUUCCCACCCUCCCUUCCCAAUGUUCCUCAAGGAUUUUCUUUUCUUUGUAUCCUCUUAUUGAGGUUCCCGUCAUGAGUAUAUACACACUAGUACAAAUCUAAACUCAGGUACAUAAUCAAUCUGACACCGGUUUCGGUUUCAACAAAAGAAAGAAGUUUGCCAUGUCUUAUAAAAUAAAGUUGUGGAUCCAC
Oncorhynchus kisutch (coho salmon) is the source of this 2107-nucleotide messenger RNA. Its product is annotated as elongation of very long chain fatty acids protein 5-like. The record is from RefSeq and is a predicted model, not a curated record. Gene Ontology annotation, molecular function: fatty acid elongase activity. The transcript has 8 exons. Gene Ontology annotation, cellular component: endoplasmic reticulum; endoplasmic reticulum membrane. Bases 249 to 1136 code for a protein of 295 amino acids. NCBI's taxonomy places the organism in Eukaryota, Metazoa, Chordata, Actinopteri, Salmoniformes, Salmonidae. Gene Ontology annotation, biological process: fatty acid elongation, polyunsaturated fatty acid; very long-chain fatty acid biosynthetic process; fatty acid elongation, monounsaturated fatty acid.